Messenger RNA from Fusarium oxysporum Fo47, 1614 nucleotides. RefSeq lists its product as uncharacterized. The coding region runs from base 1 to 1614 and encodes 537 amino acids. The record is from RefSeq and is a predicted model, not a curated record. NCBI's taxonomy places the organism in Eukaryota, Fungi, Ascomycota, Sordariomycetes, Hypocreales, Nectriaceae. The transcript has 6 exons.
AUGGAUCCUGGGACUGUCUUAGCGGUUGUCUCGCUGGUACUGCAGGUUAUUAAACUAGCAGACCAGGUUAUCGAGAGCUUCGAGCGACUCAAAAACGCUCCACAGGAGCUUAGAGACUUUCGACAAUCUGCCGUGCGGCUGCAGCGUCAUCUUGAGGCUCUCCAAAAUGAUGUUUCAUAUUAUUCCUUAGCAAACAUCUUGCAUGAGGAUGAUGUGCACGAGAUCGAGGAGACACUGACGUUAUGUAAAGAGCUUCUUCAGCAACAGGUUACUUCAUCGAAAGGCCUGGUUGUCACCACUGUUAUCAGAGGUGUUUGGACAUUUAGGAAUAAUCAGAAGCUUGUCAAGUACAAGAUUCGUAUUGAUGCGCACUAUACCCAGAUUCUGGUGCCCUGCUGUGGCAGAAAUAAUCCCAACCGUUCUCUAAUAUUAUGCGAGGAAGAGGAUACGACCGUCAUCACAGAAACAGGCAAUAAUACCCUGAUAGACUCAGCCCAGAAUGCGUCGCCAUUGCAAUACCAAGUCGCACCAGAGCAUAUACAACAGAUAACCAAAAAGCUUGACAAGCUCAAAACUGCUGACGAUAAGGAGGCUACCGAGCAGACACUUCGAAGCAUCGACUACGAGUUGAGAACAUGUUGGACAGAGCUGGGCCUAGUGGAGGAGGACGUCGACGAUCCCAUCGACUACCCAAUGCCAAGUAUUAAACGUCGAUCAACACUCAGUUAUGAAGACGCACCGACUACAUUGGAGUUGGAGAGUGCACCGCAACAGCAUAGACGACUGCGCCUCAGACGACUUCAUAUCAUGGCUCGAGAUGACGAGUCUCGCAUCUUGCAAUAUCAGAAUGACGAUUUACCUUAUGGUUCUAUACCUUGGACUCGUAACAAGUCCUCCAAGAGAGUUUCCUUUCUCAAAAAACAUCUCGUCACCGUUGUCGACAGCGAAGGCUACCAUAUAUACCGUCUCGAUCCAAAAUACAAGUUCGAAGACCGUGAAGCUUGCGAUAGGUUCCAGUCGACACUUCGCGAGAGAGAAGUCUGCGGCGCUUUUGAGGCUGUGGAGAUCAAAGUCGAUGGUCGAAUCGUUGCUCGAAGGCAAAUGCUACGGUUCUGGCGUAGGGUUGAGCGCAAUGGCACGACGACCAACACCAUCACUUACUACAUAUCAUCAGGGACCUCGGCUGGAGAACAUGAUGAGAUUAACCUAGCCGAACUCCAGAGUUCUGUCACAGUCCCACGUAUUCGACGUCUAUCCUGGGACAUUGGAAGGAGAGUCGAGUCUAACUCAGUUGAUCUCAUGCCUUCUCUACGAGGUUCGAGGCAGUUUCAUAUAAAGUUCGAAACCGAUGAAGCUAGACCUAACUGUAGGUUAGAAGCAAAGCAGUUUAAAGAGAGGUUCUCGGUUAUGCAAAAUGGGGGCUUCUCACAACCUCCGUCGUUGAUUGGCGAUUGUUCUACUAGAGCAGAGUCGACUCUAGCAGGCACGCCUGUAAUGGGACCAAAACCAGAUCUAACCGCAGUGCCAAUUAUUGCUUUCGAUACAGGUGCUCAAGAGGGACUCUUCGAGGAAUGGAACACGGCUGUUUUCCAGGCUGGAAAUUAUAAAUCUUAA